Colletotrichum aenigma is the source of this 849-nucleotide messenger RNA. RefSeq lists its product as uncharacterized. Bases 1 to 849 code for a protein of 282 amino acids. Lineage: Eukaryota; Fungi; Ascomycota; Sordariomycetes; Glomerellales; Glomerellaceae. The record is from RefSeq and is a predicted model, not a curated record. The transcript is spliced from 4 exons.
AUGUCUUUAAUCUAUGAGGGAGAUGUUAUCACCGAGUCGCUAGUAGAUAGUGAUGGCCUACCCGAUGCAGAGGAUACCUCUAGCCUGGACCAUAAUAACGAUCCCUUCGCCCACAACCAGGACUCAACCCGCCAACAUGAGGAUGAAGGCGACAAUGGGUGGGACGGCCACCGUUGGGCUGUGGACCACUCCUCAGGGCACCACCGGUUCCGAGCUAGACGCUUCAUCGAAAAGGUCCUCCGAAGUGAUUUCGAGCCAGCCGAUGCUAUCAAGAUGCUACAGGAGAAGCACACUAUUGACUUUGGGUCUCGCGCUGGAGCAUCGUCGGCAAGCCACGCAGCCCCAUCACGAAAAGCGACGGGCCCCGUCUUCGACAACAUCGAGUUCUCUCUUGAGUCAUACGCAGCGCCCUAUAGCGCAAAGCAUAUCGGCGGCAUCCCGUUCGAUAUCACCGGGCGCACGUUCAGGGUCGCCAAGGCUGGUACCCGAGAGGUCUGGUUCGUCGUCAUGCACCCCGUGGCGCACGAGCCGACCUCCAGGGGCGGGGGCCCGCGCGAGAGACAGACGGCCUCAGAGAAGAGCGGGAUGCCGGCUGGGUUAGCCCGCGAGCUGGCUGCAUAUAUCGUCUUCCAGCAGCAGUUCAUGGACGGUUUGGGCUGUCUGGGCCAGCAACCACAACCACAAUUCAUUCUGGCGACGCACGAGCCGGCGUUCCACGCGUAUGACUACGGCGCGAAUAUCGAGAUUCAGGUCAGCGAUAGCAUCUACGACCUGCCGCGCGAGAGGCAUAUACCCUAUGAGGAGGAGGAGGAGGAGGAGGAGGGAGGAGGGCGGGGAGCAGGGCCCUAG